Molecule: messenger RNA, 2680 nt
Organism: Danio aesculapii
Lineage: Eukaryota; Metazoa; Chordata; Actinopteri; Cypriniformes; Danionidae
Gene: cacng8b
Product: calcium channel, voltage-dependent, gamma subunit 8b
Exons: 6
Coding region: 532-1800 (422 amino acids)
Biological process (GO): calcium ion transport; transmission of nerve impulse; regulation of AMPA receptor activity
Cellular component (GO): postsynaptic density membrane; AMPA glutamate receptor complex
Molecular function (GO): channel regulator activity; voltage-gated calcium channel activity
Source: RefSeq, a predicted model, not a curated record
GACAAAUCCGUGCUCGAGUGACGUGGGGACGUGUGCGCGCUGAAUAUCUCCUAUACACUAUCAGUCUUGAGAGAGAUUCGCGUUUGUAACUUCUAUUUUUAUAACCACAAUUAUUUGACGACGCGAGACGAGCAAACCCCAUCAGUUGUUUUCUUUUCUAACUCGUUUGCGGUCCAUUUCUCUUGAUAUGCAAUUAUCUCUCCUCGUCUUCCUCUUUGGGAACGCGACGGUCUUCAAACAGGAGACAAACUAAACUGGUUUUUUUUUUUUAUCAGCUAUGAGCAGAAGUGACACAAAGUAAGCCCAAAUACAUACAACGGGUCACAGAGACCAACAGCAGCUUCUCCACUGUGGUUGAUCUGUGAGAACAGAAGAAAAGAGGAAGCAAACGAGUGCAGGAGUACAGGAGGACAGGAGUGAGUGAGGACAGUCGAUGGAUGCUGCCCGGAUCGAGGGGACAGCACAUUCUCAUCUGACGAGGAAAAGAAAGAUUUCAAAAUUGAGUCGAAGGACAGAAACUCGCCGUCAGGCAUGGUGUGUGAGAAGGGCAUUCAGAUCCUUCUCACCAUCGUGGGUGCAUUCGCAUCCUUUGGCCUGAUGACGGUGGCUAUCGGCACUGAUUACUGGCUGUACUCGCGGGCGCUCAUCUGCAACAGCACCGCCAACAACACACAAGAGGACCCCCAUAAUAAGGACAAGAAGGACCCCGGGGCCUUGACGCACUCUGGCCUGUGGAGGAUCUGCUGUCUGGAGGGGGUGAAGCGUGGCGUGUGCUCACAGAUCAACCACUUCCCAGAGGACGCUGACUUUGAUCAUGAUGGAGCAGAAUACGUCCUGAGAGUGGUUCGGGCCUCCAACAUCUUUCCCAUUCUUAGUGCCAUCCUGCUGCUAAUGGGAGGUGUCUGUAUCGCAGCCAGUCGCUUUUACAAGAGCAAAAGGAACAUCGUGCUGGGGGCUGGCAUUCUGUUUGUAGCCGCAGGCCUGAGUAACAUCAUCGGUGUGAUCGUGUACAUCUCUGCCGCUCUGGGGGACAUUUCUCCCAAAAAGGACGAAGACAAGAAAUGGCAGUACUCCUACGGCUGGUCUUUCUACUUCGGCGGGCUCUCCUUCAUCCUGGCGGAGAUGGUGGGAGUCCUGGCGGUGAAUAUCUACAUUGAAAAGAACAAGGAGCUGCGCUGUCGCACUCGUACUGACAUCUUUAAGAGCACCACUCACGCCAUGCUACGCCUCCCCAGCUACCGAUUCCGCCGCCGGUCUCGCUCCAGCUCCCGCUCCACUGACCCCUCGCGCUCUCGAGACCCGUCCCCAGUUGGAGGCCCGCCAGGGGGGAAGAACUUCGGGAUGCCCCCAUCUGCGUUACUCUCCCAGGGGCCCAUCUCCGUGUCCACACUACCCAACCCUCACUCCCGCUCAGCUCUGCCAGGGGGCGAUAUUUCGCUUUACACCCUCUCCCGAGACCCCAAACUGGGAGGUAUAGGAGGGUUGGGCGCCCCUCCGUUGUAUGGGACGGUGGAUCGCGCCACUUUAUACCAGCUGCACAACUGCUUCCCUAAGGAGGGCGGAGGAGGCAUGAUGAUGAGCGGGACGCUUCCCUCUCUCAAAUCCCACAAUCCCUCAGGGGUCCAGAAUUCUUCCAACUCUAACGCUCCGCUAAGCAACUCCGUCCCGUCCUCCCAACCUCCACCUUUUUCAUCGUCCACGGGGGAGCGGGAGCGAGGAAUGGGGACGCUGGAUAGGCUGGGUAAAGGUGACCGAGAGAGUAACUCCAACACACUAAAUAGGAAAACCACACCAGUGUAGAUAAACAGCGAGUGUUAGCGAGAGCUAAAAAAAAAUUAUAAUAAUAACAAUAAAUUGAGGAGUAACACUCGGAAAAUGUUGUUUCACAUGAAAGAGGCCUGGAUAAACAUCUCAUAGUAACAACAACACUCAUGUUUACUUUCCAGUAGUGUUUUUUUAAAACAAUAAUCAUGGGAUACUGUGAUGUUUAUUAUUUUUGCUUGAUUUUAAUGACGUGGAUUUUAUUUGACGAUGGUGAAGUGUUGUUGUUAUUAGGAGUACGUUUGAAUCAAACGAUUCUGGUUUUGAAGAUGCCGACUGUGAUUCCAAACGAGCGCUGCAGUAACGUGAGCGAAUUCAAAAACGUGUGAGAAUGAGAUUAUUUCGACUAACUUUGUGAGAAGCGUUUUAUUUAUUUUGGAGAAAGUUUUAUUUUCUACCCUUUGAAAACAUGCAAUUUAGUGUGUAAUAUCUGUAUAUCUGUCUUCCAGCUCAGUUAACAGAACAGCAGCGUAAUUGAUGGACUGAAACCACAAAGAGUUGAAAUUUAAAAGAUUUUUAUAAAAAAAACAAACCUAUCGUCAUAUUAUUUUUGUUAAAAUCACUGUUAGCAGUAGAAGUAGCACUUGUUGAAUUGAGAAACUUUGUUUUGGGGCAUUAAAACAUUCCCUCACUUGGAUACAGAGGGACAGAUGAUAUAUUUGUAUAAAGAAAAUGGUCGGAAAAAAAGGGACUUCUACCCAAAACUGUGCUUUUCAAGUGGCGGGGACAAUGAAGGACAAUUUAAUAAUUGUUUACUUGACAGGUCUAUGAUGGAGAAAGGUUGAAAAAAAAUCAAUUUUAAAAAUGCAAAUGUAUAUUACACAUAACUCUAUUUGAAAAAAAAAAAAAACAUUUUGGA